This is a messenger RNA of Letharia columbiana, 1854 nucleotides long. RefSeq lists its product as uncharacterized. Lineage: Eukaryota; Fungi; Ascomycota; Lecanoromycetes; Lecanorales; Parmeliaceae. The coding region runs from base 1 to 1854 and encodes 617 amino acids. The record is from RefSeq and is a predicted model, not a curated record. The transcript has a single exon.
AUGCAUUCUCUACUACCUCUACUUGCCCUCCUAACCUGGCUUCCCGUCGCCUUCAUUGGUGCGACUCCCCUCGUCAUACCCUGGAACACAACGCACUCUUACGGUCCAGACGGUCCUUGGCCCGUGAUAACUGUCCAAGUCGGCAGCAACGACGCUGCAGGCACCCAGCCCGAGUCAACCGUCGACCUCCAUCCCGGUGGAGUAUGGGAAUCCAUGAUACUCAGGGAAUAUUUUUGCAAUAGCAACGGCACAAACUUCGGCGAUGGCACAAGUCAAUGCUUAGCAGAAAAAGCUGGUUUGUACCAGUGUGACGCUUCGAAGACCGCGCAGCACAAUAUCACAGAUGAAGUGGGCCUGGUUUGGCAGUGGAGCAGUAAUGUCGUGGAUAAUGUUGGUGGCGAGGCGGUGAACGUGUUGGAUACGAUGAUGAUUCCAACGCUGCAGGGUGCCUUUGCUGUUCACAACAGUACCAUCUCCGCCGUGAGUGCUUGGCAGAUCGAAAUGCCGGAUGGGACAUACUAUUCAGCACAAGUGGGAACCCUUUCAUUGGGGUCGCCAGGCACGGGCAUUCAGUCAUUCAGUGCCACUGCAAGCGGGCAGACGGUCCCAGGGUCCGCCUAUGCACAGGGUGCGGUUGCUAGUAACUCCUGGGGACUGCAUUAUGGAUCAGCGUCGCUCAGCCAGCAAGGCUCAUUGGUAUUCGGUGGGUACGACCAAAGCAGGGCCUUAGGGGAUAUAGGAAAAUUUGAGUUGGCUGCGAAUUCAGCAAUGAUGGCGAAUUUGCUUGAUGUUCAAAUUGGUGUUGAGAAUGGAUCGUCGCCGUUCAGUGAGGGCUCCUACACCGGCUUGCUGAGGCUGAACGCAAGUUUCAACGGGGUGCAGCCGGCCGUUAUCAACCCAAUCGUACCCUACUUGUUCAUGUCCCCGGAGACGUGCACUGCGGUCACUGAGAACCUGCCUGUAAUGUUCAAUUCGCAAGUUGGACUCUAUAUCUGGAACACGACGGACCCACAGUACGAGAAAAUCGUAAAGUCACCCGCAUACCUUGCAUUCGUUUUCCAGAACGCAGGAAACGGCAAUCUCACCAUCAAAGUACCCUUCCAAUUGCUAAAUCUCACACUGGAGGCGCCGAUAGUGACUCCGACUCAGCGAUACUUUCCAUGCCGGCCAUUCUAUGCCAAUGAUCACUCCGGCAAUUACUUCCUGGGUAAGGCGUUUCUGCAGGCUGCCUUCAUAGGCAUCAAUUGGCAAGUGGAGAAGUUUUUCUUGGCACAAGCUCCCGGACCGGGAGUUGGAGCGUCUAGAAUCAUACCUAUCGGCCCGAACGACACGCCGAUCAGUACUGAUCCUAUCGAAAAUUUUGCUGCAACCUGGGCAAGAGACUGGACGGCACUUUCCGAUAUCGACAAUAAUAGGACUACCACAACACUGCCGACUGGUGCCACUAACGGACAAAAAGGCACUCCGGGUACCGGCAAUAGCAAGAAUCUCACAGAAACUCCCACUGAUGCCACUAACGGACGAAAAGACAUUUCGGGUUCCGGAUUGCCGAGAAGAACCAGGGCUGGCAUAGCUGUAGGACUUGUUGUAGGCGCGUUGGCCAUUGCUGGUGCAGUAUGGCUGUUCUGCGUGCGCAGGCGCGGGGCAGCUGUGCCGCCACCGGAGACAUACGUGCCUCCGGUGCAAGGUAUCUGGGUUCACGAGAAGGGUGGAAGGGUUCACGAGAAGGAUGGAAGGGACGGAGGUCACGAAAUUGGCGAAGGUCUCUCCCAUGAGCUUGAUGCGAAUCACGAGAUCCAUGAGCUUGAUGCGAAUCACGAGAUCCAUGAGCUAGACGUUCGAGGAGGAAUGUAG